AUGCACGUUAUUUUGACUGGUGCGACCGGCCUCGUGGGCUCGGCAGCCCUCGUGGCGCUGAGAGCCCGAACGGACAUCUCCAAGAUCUCAAUUCUCACUCGUCGGCCUGUUCCUAUGUUAGAGAACAACACGGAUGAUCGUAUUCAAGUGAUUCUGCAUGACUUCAAGAACUAUGACACAUCCUUGAAAGAACGCUUGCAUGGGGCGCAAGGUUGUGUAUGGGCGCUUGGGAUCAGUCAAACUGCAGUAUCCAAAGACGAAUACAUUCAUAUCACCAAGGACAUGACACUGCAAGCAGCCGAAGCGUUUCAGCAGCUCAAAUUACAUGAUUCAGAAGAUUUCAAAUUUGUCUUCGUGUCUGGUGAGGGCGCUACAAGCAAGCCGGGACUCUUCACAGCACUCUUUGGACGGGUCAAGGGAGAGACAGAGUCAGCUCUGGCUGAGAUGGAAGCCCAAAAUCCCCGGUUCAAAGCCCUGAUUGUCCGCCCGGCAUAUGUCGACCCGAGCGGCCACCAAGCGAUUCUGCCGUGGAUACCACAAGGGUCUGUUCUCAAGCAGUUCGGGGAGCAUCUGUUGGGACCACCGAUCAGGACUUUUUACAAAGGAAUGCACAGCCCAACUGCGCCUCUGGCAGAGUUUUUGGCUGGAUUGGCGGUUCAUGGUGAUAAGCUAGAGAAGCUCAGGGGCACAGGCGUGGAGUCACGUGGAUCCAGUUUCAUCGUCAACAAUGCAGGGUUCCGAAGGAUCAUGGGGCUGCAAUAA
Messenger RNA from Penicillium diatomitis, 762 nucleotides. Its product is annotated as putative nucleoside-diphosphate-sugar epimerases. The coding region runs from base 1 to 762 and encodes 253 amino acids. Lineage: Eukaryota; Fungi; Ascomycota; Eurotiomycetes; Eurotiales; Aspergillaceae. The record is from RefSeq and is a predicted model, not a curated record. The transcript is spliced from 2 exons.